This is a messenger RNA of Miscanthus lutarioriparius, 4674 nucleotides long. NCBI's taxonomy places the organism in Eukaryota, Viridiplantae, Streptophyta, Magnoliopsida, Poales, Poaceae. The record is from the annotation of a GenBank genome assembly.
AUGGCCGCGCCGGGGCCAGCGAUCAAGCACACCUUUUCUUCUCUCCUGAAGCAAAAACCACCAAAGACUAGUCCGACAAAAUCUAGGGGUCCUAUGGCUGUUUCAAUGAGGGAGGUGGAUCCUGUUUUUCAAGGUGCAGGUCAAAAAGAUGGAUUGGAAAUAUGGCGGAUUGAAAAGUUACAGGCUGUUCCUGUUCCCAAGGAGUUGUAUGGGAAAUUUUUCACAGGAGAUUCCUAUAUAGUACUGAAGACAACUGCCCUUAAGAAUGGUUCUUUUCGGCAUGAUAUCCAUUAUUGGCUCGGCAAAGAUACCAGUCAGGAUGAAGCUGGUACAGCUGCAAUCAAGACUGUGGAACUCGAUGCUGCUCUUGGUGGAAGAGCUGUCCAAUACCGUGAAAUACAGGGAAAUGAGACUGAGAAAUUUCUUUCAUACUUUAAGCCGUGUAUUAUACCAGAGGAAGGUGGUGUUGCAUCUGGCUUCAGGCAUGCUGAAGUAAAUGAGCGGGAGCAUAAAACACGAUUAUUUGUCUGCAGAGGAAAGCAUACUGUUCAUGUUAAAGAGGUUCCUUUUGCACGAGCAUCACUCAACCAUGAUGACAUAUUUAUUUUAGAUACAAAAUCUAAGAUAUUCCAAUUCAAUGGAUCAAAUUCAAGUAUUCAGGAGAGGGCUAAAGCACUUGAGGUUGUGCAACAUCUUAAAGAUACCAACCAUGAUGGGAAAUGUGAAGUAGCGGCAGUUGAAAUUUAUGUCUGGAUGGGUAGAGAAACAACUCUUGAAGAAAGGAAACGAGGAGGCUCGGCUGCUGAGGAAUUACUACGUGAAGGAAACCGGCCAAAAUCUCAUAUUAUUCGGCUCAUGGAAGGAUUUGAGACUAUUACAUUCAAAUCAAAGUUUGAUAAAUGGCCCAAGAAAGCUGAUGCAGUUGUGUCGGAUGAAAGCAGAGGAAAAGUGGCAGCUCUUCUUAAGCGACAAGGAUUUAAUUUUAAGGGUCCAGCAAAAGCUGCUCCUGUAAAGCAAGAGCCUCAACCUCAGAUUGAUUGCACUGGCAAUUUACAGGUUUGGCGCGUGAAUGGCAGUGAUAAGACUUUCCUUUCGUUCUCUGAGCAAUGCAAGUUUUACAGUGGAGACUGCUAUAUCUUUCAAUACACCUACCCUGGAGACAAUGGAGAUGAAUGCCUUAUUGGUACCUGGUUUGGGAAGAAGAGUGUCCAGGAGGAAAGAAGUGCAGCCAUUUCACUAGCUGACAAGAUGAUUGAGUCUUUAAAAUUCCAGGCUGUUCUGGUUCGCGUCUAUGAAGGAAAGGAACCCAUUGAAUUUUUCCCAAUAUUUCAAAACUUGGUUAUAUACAAGGGAGGUACAAGUACUGGGUAUAAGAAAUUUGUCUCGGAAAAUGGCAUUGAAGAUGAUACCUAUUCAGAAAACGGGGUUGCACUUUUUCGAGUUCAGGGCUCAGGGCCAGAGAAUAUGCAAGCUAUUCAAGUUGACACGGCAGCAUCAUCGCUGAACUCUUCUUAUUGUUACAUACUGCAUGAUGGAGAUACAGUAUUUACAUGGAUCGGUAAUCUAAGCUCAUCAAUGGACCAAGAGCUUGCUGAGAGGCAGCUAGAUGUGAUCAAGCCAAAUUUGCAAUCCAGAAUGCUCAAAGAAGGAUCUGAAUAUGAUCAGUUUUGGAAGUUACUUGGAGUCAAGUCUGAGUAUGGCAGCCAGAAGAUUGUCAGAGAAAUAUUCAACUUCACUCAAGAUGAUUUGAUGACGGAGGAUAUAUUUAUUUUGGAUUGUCACUCAUGUGUCUUUGUAUGGGUUGGACAACGUGUGGACACAAAAAUACGAGCACAAGCUUUGAACAUUGGAGAGAAAUUUCUAGAACUUGACAUUCUAAUGGAGAAUGUAUCACGAGAAACACCACUUUAUGUCAUCACUGAAGGAAGUGAACCCCAAUAUUUCACCAGGUUCUUCAGUUGGGAUUCAGCAAAAUCAGCAAUGCAUGGUAACUCAUUUGAAAGGAGGCUAUCUAUAGUGAAGGAUGGAGUAAAACCAAGAGCAGAUAAACCAAAAAGAAGGCCAACAACAUCAACACACACUGGAAGGUCUAGUGUACCUGAUAAAUCUCAACGUUCCAGAAGUAUGUCAUUCAGUCCUGAUCGUGUAAGAGUCAGAGGAAGGUCGCCUGCUUUCAAUGCAUUGGCUGCUAACUUCGAGAACCCAAAUGCCCGAAACCUAUCAACUCCUCCACCAGUUGUUAGGAAACAACUUCCGAAGCCUGUAUCUCCUGAUUCUUCGAAGCCACCUCCAAGGACAGCUUCAAUCGCUGCAAUUUCUUCUACUUUUGAGCGACCUAAAGCAACUCUAAUACCAAAGUCAAUAAAAGCGAGCCCUGAUGCAAGCAAGCCCCAAAUUGAAGCGAGCAAACCUAAACUAGAGACGAACGCCAAGGAAAUUAACCCUACAAAGGACAGUCAAAUUGCAACUCCUACAGUAGAGGAAGAUGUAAAAGAGAGUCAGGCAGAGGGUCAAGCAGGGCUUCCUAUAUACCCAUAUGACUGCUUGAGGACAUCUUCCACCAAUCCCCCCACAGACAUUGAUGUUACCAAGCGAGAGAGAAAAGUUUGGGAUGACAAAGGAGGCAUUUGGGAAGCUACCAAAGUGGAAGCAGAACAGGCUCAAGAUUGCCCUUCAGCUGUUCUGAAACCUGCUACUGUCAAACAGACUGCGCUUUUCUUUGCUAAGUCAAAACACAAUGACACUGUUUUGAAAGAUCACUGCAUUGGUGAUCCGGUCACUCCGAUUCUUUCCUACCCAAGGUCACAGGGCCAGCCGCUCCCCGUCCCCACGCUCCCGCUCCGCCUCGCUUUCCGCUGCGCCGCCUCCGUCCUCGACGCCGUGUUCGCCCCGCGUGCGGCCACCUUCGCUUACCGCGGCCGCCACGCAGCCGUCCGAUACCUCAAGUCCAUUCCCAGCGCGUCCUGGUUCUUCCGCGUCGCCAUCCCGCGCCAGCCCUUCGCCCCUCGCCACGUUCGCCGUCUGCUCGGUGCCAUCUCCAGUAAGGUCGAUGAUCCCGGGUUCCUGGAGUUCCUGAACGAGCUGUUCGUCUCUGAUGCUGUCGCGUUUGAGCUUGGUGGCUGCGAGCUCGGACGCGGGCUGCCACAGGAAUCAGAGCUCACUGGCACGCUAGUGAACAUAUUCUUCAAUAUUGUGGAUGGAGAGAUAAUGGCCAUCCGUGAGGAAGUGCACAAAAAGCAUCCUAGAAUGAAGGAUGACAGGGUUCGGCAUACACCUGUGAGAGUGUAUGCGGUUCGGUAUCUAGAUGAUAUUCUGGUUGUGACGUCUGGGUCGAAGAUGCUCACAAUUGAGAUCAGGGACAGGAUAAUUGCAGCCUUGGAGAGGGAUUUGGAGGUGAAGGUGGACAGGUUGGGGAGCUCAAUCCACAGUGCUGUAUCAGAGAAGAUUGAGUUCCUGGGGAUAGAAUUCCAAGCUGUGCCACCGUCAGUCUUGCACCCACCCAUGUCAGAGAAAGCGAAGAGGGCAAGGAAGAAGUAUCUGAAGAUGAAGGCUGAAAAGGCACAGGAGCUGAAAAAUGCACGGGAGACGAGGCGGAAAAAGCUCGGCUUGAAGAUACUGAACCACUUGUUCAAGAGGAUGAGGAGGGGUGAGGAGUUUGAAUUUGAUUUCCGGAUUGAGAAAGAGGUGCAGCAAGUUUUCAGGGACUGGGCAGAGGAGACAGUAGCACAAUACUUUGAAUCACGUGAGCAUUGCCAAUAUUGGCACCGAUUGCUUACGUCAGGUGACUUCUUGUCAUUGAAUAGGGUGAGAGAUCAAUUGCCACCUGCCUUGGUGGACUCAUAUGAUAAAUUUCAAGAGACAGUUGACAGUUUUUUGAUGCCAAUGAGAAGUCAUGACAUGACAGAAGAAGAGGAGAGGCUAGCUGAGGAGGAAGAAGAUAAACAAUAUGAGAAGAGGACUGUUGAGGACUUGACAGAGCUUAAGAUGAGGGCCAAUGUGCCGAUAGAUCUUGUAAGGAAGGCGGUAAAGCUUACUGGAUUCACAAAUUCCAUGGGCCGGCCACGGCCAAUUAAGCUACUUCUCUGUUUGGAUGAUGUGGAUAUCAUCAAAUGGUAUGCUGGCGUCGGGAGGAGGUGGUUAGAUUUCUUCUGCUGUUGCCGUAACUUCAAGAUGGUCAAGACUGUUGUCACUUACCACCUGAGGUUCUCCUGCUUCUUGACACUAGCAGAGAAGCAUGAGUGCACAAAGAGGCAAGCAAUUAGCCAUUUCACAAAGGAUUUAAAGGUAGCAAAUCAUGAUGGAAUGGCAGAAGUGUACUUCCCAACAGAACGUGAGAUCAAAAUGAUGGGUGAUAAAAACUUGUCUGACCCAAAGCCUGUGGAUGGUGCCUUGACGAUGAUAUUGGUGAGAUUAGCAGUUGAUGGCACCUCCUAUCCAUGCCUAGCUCAUUUUUGUGCAAAAACAGAAACUGUGCUGUACAGAAUACGUUUGCUGCAAAAUCGCCUAAAUAUUGAUCCGUUGAAUGAAAAGAAAUGGGUCCACGGAUUAGGUGCUAUUCAUGAGAGUCUGAACAAGAAAUGUCUCCCCUUGUGCUCUAUGCAUGCAAAUGAUCUCUUUCUUGGCAAGAUCACUCUUCAAGAUAUUGACUGUACUCAAUUUGUUGAUGUGGAAUGA